Mytilinidion resinicola is the source of this 2466-nucleotide messenger RNA. RefSeq names its product beta-lactamase/transpeptidase-like protein. NCBI's taxonomy places the organism in Eukaryota, Fungi, Ascomycota, Dothideomycetes, Mytilinidiales, Mytilinidiaceae. The coding region runs from base 296 to 2062 and encodes 588 amino acids. The record is from RefSeq and is a predicted model, not a curated record. The transcript has a single exon.
ACCUUCUCUUAAGUACUGUCCACAUUGCCGGCAUCAACAUACUACCUGAGCACAUCAAAGUUGUCCCUAUCAUCGUCCUAAUCGUCGUUCUCUUGCUAGUCGCCCUUCUUAACUCAGUCAGUGGACUACUUGCGGGUGGAACAGUCACAGCAUCCAGACCGAGCAAGGUUCAGAGUCUACAGAUCAGUGGAGUAACUGUCUCGGUAAGUGGCUUCGUACAAAGCGUUAAAAUCAUCCAAGAUGAGAUGGCAACAAAAGCUAAUCAACAAGAGCAGUGUCUGUAUGAAGUACCAACAUGUCAGAUCAAGCCCCCAUCCUCGACUCCGAACUUGAGGGAGAUAUCCUACGUAUACUGAAAGCAUGCGGCACCCACAUGGCGAGCAUAUCAGUGCGCUCUCUAAGCAAACCCUCGCACUUGGAGAGGACGACAGUCCAACUACAAACUUUCAUGAGGCUGGGCGACUCGAUUCGGCCUGGAGCUUUCGAAUAUAAAGUCUCCUCCGAUGGCAAAAACAUCUUUCACAUUGCUUCAAUAACCAAGAUUCUUGUUGCCGUUGCCAUCGUAAUUGCCGUCGAAAUAAAGGCAAAGGAGCAGGUCGUUGAGAACCCUUAUGCUGCGUUUUCGAACGUACCCGAGGAGUCGCUCACCACUCUAUACAACGACCAUAGCAAGGAUAAAAUGCCGAGCUUACCUGGGAAUCCAAGUUUGUACCAGCUUCUUGUGCAUUUCAGGGGACUUCGUUCGUCCAAUCAUUACCUUCUUGCGCCAGACGGAUCACCGAUAAUGACCAUGGCGGACCUUCUACAAGAUCUGACAUACCUCAGCAAACGCGAUGCGGGCCGAAGUAGUGCAGAAGAACUGUGGACAAAAUACAGCAACAUCAACUACUCGCUUAUCGCCAUAGCUAUCGAAGCUCUCUGGAAAGAUACUCUAAGCACAUUCAUGAGCAAGACCCUGUUCGAGCCGCUUGGCAUGAUGUCAACCACAAUCGGCUCCCCAACGGAUAGAGGCAUUCGCCCGGAGAGAUAUGUAGUGGACUCAAAUGGUACACUUCACUGUGUGCGGAGCCCGGAAUAUCAAUCCACUGGAGCAGAGGCCGGGGCGCUGGGAGCAUUCAGUAGUGCCGAGGACCUUGACAAAUUUUUCACAUUCCUCAUCACGUCCCUCCACGGCAAAAAAGUCAUAGAAGGAUUCGACGUCAAUAUCAUCAGUAAAUUGUUCAAAUUAGAGUCCAGAGAAACAAAGGAGAAUGUUUUCACAGGACUGGGGUUAUUGACCACGCUGAACUCGUCAAAAAUCGGCUCAAUGUCCACGAACGCACUCCUUUUUCCUGAUGAAACCUUUUCCACUUACCCGGUGAGCCCAGGAUCCAGGGGGAAAGGUAUUGAAGCGUACUACAUGGCUGGCUCAGCACUCGGCUGUAAUUGCACAACAGCGUUCCUCCCCAGUGUGGUUCAAGAAAGUUUUGCAGUCGUGGUAUUGACGGACACUUCGGGUCCCGUCGACGCCGCUGACCAUAUCUCGCGGCGUAUACUACAGACGAUUGCUAAAAGGAGGUGUCCUCAAAAACUUUCGCUCUUCCACCGACAGCCAGAAAAUGUGAUGGAAAUGGUCAAAAAGGCAUGGGAUGCAUCGUCCAAUGCUUGGAAGCGCACAGAGAAAAAAGACGAACAACUAAUAAAGAACGCCCCCAAUGUCUCUAAAAAUAUUACGGGAGUUUUUAAGGGAAAAGGUUUCAGUCAGUGGUUGAUCAUAACCACAGCUGACUUAAAGACAUACAUCACUGUCUGUGGCUCCAAUGACUCCAGAACCUCUUCUGCCUCCGGAUCAUCCUCUGCCUUCAGAACUUCCCCGGCCCAGUUUCAACUAAUCUGGGUAAACGCAAAUUUAGUCAAGAUGUGUGUCCCGCCGCAUCUAUCUAUCGAUACUCAUGGCGAUGGCGACUGGUCCGAGCUGACAUUUGAAGUACAUUGCUCAGGAAAUACGGUCACAGAGCUUAUCCGCAUGACCGCCGUUGGUAAGGACUGCUUUGAAAGAACCGAAUCAGGCACACCAGAUUGAUACGCUGUCUUUAUACAUCAUGAUAUCUGUAGGUUGGUUUCGACCGACUGGGAGAGGUGUCAAGUCCCUAGUACCGUCUCAUCUGAUUAUAUAACGUCUCACGAGGCUCCAUUCCGUCACUCCUUUCUUGUCCAAAUGUAGUCUAUGGUCGAUACGGCUGUCAACCCCCAUAUGUAUGUAGUGAUUAUUUUGUCGCGUCUAUGUUGCUUUCCUGUUUCUCCAUUGCGCGACGUCACUGCGCUGUAGUUAGCAGCCAGUAACACGUCUCUAUUCUCCCUUGAUUUCUCUCCCGUUACUCUAUAUAGUCCCACGUUACAUCCUCAAUACAACUCAUGCUUCCUUCACUGAUUCUUUGCCCUUCCUACGCCAGCUGCCAGUAGUCUCUCUGUAAUUUCAAUCAGCCU